AUGUCGGUGGAGUCACCAUCCACCGACUGCAUUGAGCACGAGAGGAGAGGAGCUGGCUACUGGAAGAUACCGAAAGAUGGACUAAUGGUCAUGCGUGCGUCUCUGUCCAAGCUCAAACUGCUCAUCAUAGACGAAGUGUCGAUGGUGUCCAGUUUGAACCUUGCGUACAGUCAUCUCCGUCUCGAUGAGAUCUUUGCCCGAGACGAGUGGUUUGGCGGGGUGAACGUUCUGUUUGUGGGAGACAUCCUGCAACUCCCACCAGUGAAUGGAGCUGUGUUUGAAAAGAUCAACAACAGAUCCAUAACAACCAAGCUCGGGUGCAUGACGUCAGUCAAUAUCUGGCAAGAGAACGUGGUCUACGACAAGUUGACCAUCAACAAAUGUCAGAAAAAGGACCAGUCAUUCAGCUCCAUGCUGACAAAGUACGACGGUGAUGCCGUCCUCCAGGCUCUCAAUGAGAGCCCACCACAGCCUCACGACGUCGAGAAGGUAAAGAGCAAGUUUAUGCUCAUGAAGAAAGUUUAUGUGUAUCGCAAGCAGUUCCCGCUGAUACUGCCAUUUGUCGUCACUGUGCACAAGCGCCAGGGUCUGUCGUUGGACUGUGCCAUCAUGGACCUGUCGGAGCAGGUGUUCUGUCCAGGUAUGGCAUACGUGGCACUGUCACGUGUGAAGCAGCUGGAGAACCUGCAUCUGAUUGCAUUCGAUGAGGAUGCAAUUAAG
Geodia barretti is the source of this 720-nucleotide messenger RNA. NCBI's taxonomy places the organism in Eukaryota, Metazoa, Porifera, Demospongiae, Tetractinellida, Geodiidae. The record is from the annotation of a GenBank genome assembly.